GUCUGGGGGUUUUAAGGAGGGUUUAAAGUCUUAGCGGUGCUUUUUUGGGAUGUGUAAUUUUAAAAAAAACAAGCUCCGAGUUGUCUCAGAACAAUUGCUCUUUUUUUUUUUUUUUUAAGGCCUGCUGCAACACCGACUGGGUGGCCAACUUGACGUGUAGGUCACCUUAUAAACAGUUAAAGUUAGCGGGUUAAAAAGUGGUAAAAAAGGCGACAGAUAAUGAAAAAGACAGGCUUUAACGCGCACCCACGAUGAGCAAUGGGUGGCUGUUAUUAUUGUUUGUUUCCGUGCAUUUGACUGCUGGGGGUGUGUGUGUGCGGUGGGGGUGGUGGUGGAGGGGAUAUCGCUCCACAAAUGUGACCUGAAGUCGGUUAGAAACACAACUCCUGUGCGCGGCAUUAACGCCGACAUCGAGGCUGCAGUGCGCCUGCAGUCUACUACACAUUUACGCGUCGCUAAAUAAACCCAAGUUGAAUCUCUCACGCCCACCCGGACACACAGAUGCGUCUCAGCACGCGGCCGCUUGCUGUCAACAAAAACAGCAAAACACACACAAAAAAAAAAAAGUGUGCACCCUCACGAGACUCACAAACAGAAUUAAAAAUGCGACACACACACAUGUAGUGUAAUGAAACAGGGACUUUACAGAAGCCGCCGCUGUGAACUUGGUGCACAUGUAGUUGUGAGGAGGACUGUUGCAGUGACGCGGCUGUGCAAUAACAAAGAGUAAAGAUCAGAUUACAGCAUUAUCUGAAAGCGGCUCCUAUUCGGGUUUAAAACAAAAGAACGGGAGGUGGGGUUUUUUUUUGCUUUCGGAAACGUGUUUGGCGUUAGUUAGGUGUGGGGUAAAGUCGAAGGCAUCGUCGAGCAGAGGACGUUCAUCAUAAAAUGGGUGCGCAUGAAGCAGGUCGUGUGGCAUGCCAUGCUUUCCUCGCGCUGGAGUGGGCGGUGAAAUUAGGCGACUUGCACUUUUCUCUCGAUAAAAACAAGUGGAUUCCUCGGUGUCUUCUUUUAUUUUAAAAAGCCGGGGCGUUGUUCGGACGCGUCCCGACUGCUUUCGGUCGGAUUUUUACAGUUUACUUUUAUUAUUACAGGGGUUUUUAUUUUUUUGUUGCGGAAAAUCGCAUCACACCCCCUUUCUCCACACACUGCCUCCGCCUUUGAAGUGUGUUGCCAUGUUGCGUUGCGUCACGUACUGUAUUCUGCUGCAGAGAUCGUCUGUCGGUUCGCAGAUGAGACACUCAUCGGCUCAGAAUCAGAACCAGAACCACUUUUUAUUGGCCAGAUGUUUGGCUUUCAUAAGCCAAAAAUGUACAGGAGUUUGGACGGCUGCUGCAUCUGCCGGGCAAAGUCUUCAAGCUCUCGUUUCACGGACAGCAAGCGGUAUGAGAAAGACUUCAGGAGCUGUUUUGGACUGAGUGAAACGCGAUCUGGAGAAAUCUGUAACGCCUGUGUGCUCCUGGUGAAACGAUGGAAAAAGCUACCGGUGGGAACCAAGAAGAACUGGAACCAUGUUGUGGAUGCCAGAGGAGGUCCCAGCCUAAAGAUAACUUCCAGGCCCAAGAAGAUAAAGUCCAUCUCCAAGAAAGCGCGACCGAGUCAGAUCAGCAGGCUGCAGAAGGAGCUGAAAAGAAACAAUUCAGAUGCCCACAGCACCACCUCCAGUGCCUCUCCUGCUCAGUCUCCGAGCUACAGCAACCUGUCAGACGACGGAUCAGACACAGAGCUCAGUCCGGGAUCCAGCCGCUCCCCGGUUUUCUCAUUUCUGGACCUAACAUACUGGAAGAGGCAAAAGGUGUGCUGUGGAAUAAUCUACAAGGGACGCUUCGGGGAGGUGCUCAUCGACCCCCAUUUGUUCAAACCGUGCUGCCGCAACAAACAACGGCAGCAGCAGCGACAGGAGGAGGAGGAGGAGGAAGAGGAGGAUGAUGAGGAAGACGAGGAGGAGGAGGUGGAAGUAGAGGAGAGCCAGGUGGGCGUGGGUGUCGGCGGGCAGAAAUCCCAGACGGAAGAGGAAGUGAAGGAGACGCAGACGUGUGAGGAAAACGCCGAGCCUGCUCAGCUAUGCGUUACCGUGACAACGCCGACUGUGGAGGAAGGGUGGUGAAGUCAAACACCUUGCACACAUCUCUGAAGAAAUCUUGGGGUGCUGGGGUUUUUUUUUGUUUUCUCUCUCUCAAGCACUUACAGAAAGAAGUUGCCUCAGAUUGCCUUCAAUCAUAAAGCAGCUGUAAAUCCUUCGGUCUUCUCCGUAAUAAUGUUGGAGGUUUGUUUUGUUAUUUUUAAACGGUAAUUUAAGGACUGUUGUGUUUCCACUUUGUCUCUUGUUUUUUUUUUGUAUUUAAUAUUCUUACCAUCCUGACGAUGGACCAUGGUGUUUUUUGAUGGACUUUAGAUGAAAUGCUGGAGCUCUAGUUUGCUGGUACAUUUUACAAGAUUUUAUUCCAAAACGCAAUAGAUCCACUUACUUACAGAAACAAAACAAAAACAAAACAAAAGGUGCUACUUGAAAUUCAUUACUCAACAUUUUCAGCAGAUUCAACUCAUUCUCAAUGUGGAUAUUUUAUGAGCAUAUACUGUAUGUUAAGAAGACUAAUAUACUGAGAUUAAUUUUGCUUUCGUUAGCAAGUAGACUGCUCUUUUCUUUUUUUUUAAAUGGUGGAUAUCUCGUUUUGGAAUGAAUGACACUUUACAUUGACAGAGCACAGACCUGUACAGUAUCCCUUGUGUUUGUGUAUAUUCACAUUGACAUCCACUCCUAUCAAAGAGUUUGUGUUUGUAGACUGGAUUAGUGUCUCUGUGUGCAAAUACGUAUGUGGGUCCCAUUUAAAUAAGGCCUAUUCACAGCUUCAACAGCAAAUACACCAGCCUUAAUUAUGUGUUACAGACAGCGCUAGUGUUAAUUCUGGAUUGGUAUUAAGGAACAAAAAAGGGACAGUAGCUAUAUUUAUUGUGGCCUCAGCAACACAUAGUGCAUUUUUUGCAUGAAUGGCAAGCCCACUCAUCCAAAAGACCUAAUGAUCUGAUGCAUGAGUCUACUAAAAUUGCAUGGCCUUAUAUAAACUGUAAAUCUUACUUUUAUUUUUUUGGAUCCAUUUCUCUGAAGUUUUAACUUAUUUUUAUAUGUAAAAAAAAAAAGAAAAACAGAAAAAGGAAAAACAAAAGUGUCUUUGCAUAAUAAUACCACACAAUACAACAGCAAAACACACAAUCGGUCUAUAGUCAUUCAGCAAUAUCAGUAUCAGUGAUUUCCGUCAUUCCCGGGUCAGUGUAUGGUAAAAUACUUUAUACAAACUAAAAUUCUAUGCCAUUGCCUCUUAUAUACCACAAAUGUGUUGUGAUAUAUAUAUCCUAAUAUUACUUUAUUUAUCAAAUUAAAGCCAAAGCACAUUGAAAUUCACCCAAUGUUAAAUCAAUGCAGGUUUUCUAUGGACACUUGUGCUUGUCCGAGGUCAUUUGUAUGUAUGUUUAUGGUAUUCUAAAAAGAACACUAAUAUGAAAUUUCAUACAUGAUGUUGUAGUUGGGAGCAGAGGGUGUGUUUUGUACAUAGGGGCUGGGUGAGCCACGUGGCUUUCGGGUUUCAUUAUUUAUUUAUUUCAUAUUUAUUUGUAUCACUGCAUCCCUGCUUAGAAGUGUAAUACUAUGAAUUUCUUUCAUCUUUAGCUUAUACGUAGUAUGGUUUUGUACAUCAGAAAUCGAUGUAAUUCUCACGCAGGCUUUGUUUAACACUGCGUUGAAUUACUGGAUGUCAAUAUUUGUGAAACGUUAAAUAUUUAUUUACUCAUCAGUUGAGUUGCGUGCAACCUAACUUAUUCUGUAUCAUCACUUUGAAUCUGUAUCAUGUAGACUGAAACGAAUGAUAGAUUGCAACCAAACUGUGCUUUUUGCCCUUUUAGCCUGUAGCUUAAAAAUGUUACAGAACAGUAGGAUAUCUAACUCUAGACUUGCAUGUAUUGUUGCUAUGCAUUUACUUAGCUUACAAGUUAGACAAAGCAGUUUUGUAUUUUUUAUACAUCAUGUACUUUUUUUACAUGUCCCUUAAUAAAAGUAAUUUUGUGAGUUUUUCUGGAA
Morone saxatilis (striped sea-bass) is the source of this 4072-nucleotide messenger RNA. RefSeq names its product SIN3-HDAC complex-associated factor-like. The transcript has 6 exons. The record is from RefSeq and is a predicted model, not a curated record. Bases 1286 to 2107 code for a protein of 273 amino acids. Gene Ontology annotation, biological process: negative regulation of cell migration. NCBI's taxonomy places the organism in Eukaryota, Metazoa, Chordata, Actinopteri, Moronidae.